UUUGAGAUGUCAAAAAUCUUUAUAUCUACCAUUAACACAAACAACACUAAGGACUCCCCUGAAAAUAUGUGUUGAACCCUUUUUUUCAAAGUUUUGAGUGUCUCAAAGCCAAGAACAAGGGGUCCCUACAAUUUGAGGACAAGUGGGACCUGAUGCGACCCAUCGUCCUCAAGUUGCUCAGACAGGAGGCAGUCACCAAGCAACAGUGGUUUGACUUGUUCUCAGAUGUCCAUGCUGUUUGUCUAUGGGAUGAUAAAGGUCCAGCCAAAAUCCACCAAGCCCUCAAAGAAGACAUCCUCGACUUUAUCAAGCAAGCACAAACUCGUGUGCUGAGCCAUCAGGAUGACACAGCUCUGCUUAAAGCCUACAUUGUAGAGUGGAGGAAGUUCUUCACCCAGUGUGACAUCCUGCCUAAACCUUUCUGUCAGUUGGAGAUCACACUGAUGGGAAAACAAGGCAGCAACAAGAAAACUAACAUGGAAGACAGCAUUGUACGCAAGCUGAUGCUGGACACGUGGAACGAGUCAAUCUUUUCCAACAUUAAGAGUCGCCUGCAAGAUAGUGCUAUGAAGCUGGUUCACGCCGAGAGGUUGGGAGAGGCAUUUGACUCGCAGCUAGUUAUAGGUGUACGCGAGUCGUACGUCAACUUGUGCUCUAACCCAGAUGACAAGCUGCAGAUCUACAGGGAUAACUUUGAGAAAGCUUAUUUGGACUCCACAGAGAGGUUUUACCGAACACAGGCACCAUCCUACCUGCAACAAAAUGGUGUCCAGAAUUACAUGAAAUAUGCCGAUGCAAAGCUGAGAGAAGAGGAGAAGAGAGCACUAAGAUAUCUGGAGACACGCCGUGAAUGUAACUCUGUUCAAGCACUUAUGGAAUGUUGUGUGAAUGCACUGGUGACGUCCUUCAAAGAGACCAUCUUAGCCGAAUGUCCAGGAAUGAUUAAACACAAUGAAACAGACAAGCUGCACCUGAUGUUUUCCCUGAUGGACAAGGUUCCCAGUGGGAUCGAGCCCAUGCUAAAAGACUUGGAAGAGCAUAUCAUCAAUGCAGGUCUAGCAGACAUGGUGGCUGCUGCUGAGACAAUCACUACUGAUUCUGAGAAAUACGUGGAGCAGCUGUUGACGUUGUUUAACCGCUUCAGUAAGCUGGUUAAGGAAGCUUUCCAGGACGAUCCUCGCUUCCUCACUGCAAGAGAUAAGGCUUAUAAGGCUGUUGUCAAUGAUGCCACAAUCUUCAAAUUGGAGCUGCCUAUGAAGCAGAAGGGUGUGGGUAUGAAGACUCAGCCAGAGUCCAAAUGUCCUGAGCUGCUGGCAAACUAUUGUGACAUGCUGCUGAGAAAAACUCCCCUUAGCAAGAAACUCACCUCAGAAGAAAUUGAGCUCAAACUCAAAGAAGUGCUCUUGGUGUUGAAGUACGUCCAGAACAAAGAUGUGUUUAUGCGUUAUCACAAGGCUCACCUGACCAGGCGCCUGAUUCUGGACAUUUCAGCAGACAGUGAGAUUGAAGAGAACAUGGUGGAGUGGCUUAGAGAAGUAGGAAUGCCUGCUGAUUAUGUGAACAAGCUGGCCAGGAUGUUCCAGGACAUCAAAGUCUCAGAGGACCUCAAUCAAGUCUUCAAAGAGAUGCACAAACACAACAAGCUGGCCCUGCCAGCUGACAGUGUGAACAUUAAGAUCCUGAAUGCUGGGGCGUGGUCACGAAGCAGUGAGAAGGUUUUUGUCUCGCUGCCCACGGAGCUGGAGGACCUGAUUCCUGAGGUGGAAGACUUCUAUAAAAGAAAUCAUAGUGGCCGUAAACUCCACUGGCAUCACCUCAUGUCCAAUGGGAUUAUCACCUUUAAAAACGAGGUGGGCCAGUACGACCUGGAGGUGACAACGUUCCAACUUGCCGUGUUGUUUGCUUGGAACCAGAGACCCAGAGAGAGAAUCAGCUUUGAGAAUCUCAAACUGGCCACAGAGCUGCCUGAUGCCGAGCUGCGUCGAACACUAUGGUCCCUGGUUGCCUUCCCCAAGCUGAAGAGACAAGUGCUGUCCUAUGACCCUCCAGUUAGUUCUCCCAAAGACUUCACGGACGGCACGCUUUUCUACGUCAACCAGGACUUCUCACUUAUCAAAAACUCCAAAGUCCAGAAGAGAGGAAAAAUCAACCUGAUUGGUCGGCUGCAGCUGACCACUGAGCGAAUGAGAGAAGAGGAGAAUGAAGGAAUUGUACAGCUCAGAAUACUCAGGACUCAGGAGGCAAUCAUCCAAAUUAUGAAGAUGAGGAAGCGCAUCAGCAAUGCCCAGCUGCAGACGGAGCUGGUAGAAAUCUUGAAAAAUAUGUUUCUGCCUCAGAAGAAGAUGAUAAAGGAGCAGAUUGAAUGGCUUAUCGAGCACAAGUAUAUUAAGAGAGACGAGGGAGACAUCAACACCUUCAUCUACAUGGCCUAGGCAGCGAGUGAGAAUCGCAUUUUGCUGUUUUUUACUGCUGGCCUGCAGCUGGCGCUACAGAAACCUGCACGAGGAGACAAGGGAGGAAAAGAAUGUGUCUGAAGAAAGAGAAAGAAGCUGAUGCUAAGCAGGGGAAAUGUCAAAAGAAAAGGCUCUACCUUUUGGAGCCUUUUCAACAAAGGUGUGGAUAUUCUUUGUUUGUGAGGCUCCAGUGUGUUAUGUGAGUGUCAUUUCAAGAUGUAGUGUUGAGUCAUCAGGUUGUUUGUCUCUGCUGCCCUCUAGUGUCUGAUCAGUGGAGAGGCAUGGCACUGUGCGCCGUUUGCCAGCAGCUCAGAAAAUGAAACAAAAAAAUAAUAAUAGUAAAAAUAAUUAAAUACUUCCUGCCUUACUUUUCAUCAGCAUUGGGCCACAAAAGAGGUGAAAAUGAAUUGUGGAGGGAAGGAGGACAAAUUUAAGAAGCUGAUAUCAAUCCCUUGCUUUCACUUGACACCACAGCUGCCAUUUUUGUGGCAACAGUCUUGCAUCCCACCUAUCCUCCUUUGAGGUUUUCUAGGUUUUUUUUUUCUUUUGUUUGUUGGUUAGUUUUUCCUGGACAGGGAAUGCAAGGAACUGAGCCAAUGAGGAGCACACAUGGACAAAAAAAGAGUUCAAACUACAGAGGAGUAUUUUGCCAAAUUGUGUGUGUGCUGGGUGUGUGUCCAUGUGCAUGGCGUGCAUCUGAUCUUUCAGACAUGUGUAUGUGUGUGUGUGUGUGUGUGUUUGCACUUUCAACAGCAUGCUGCUCUAUGAUUUUUUUUUCUUUUUUUCCAUUCAGUGGAGAAUCGGUCACUUUGUGGCUGAAAAAUUAAGAUGGGUUGUCAUUAAAUGCUGAUAUAUAGUUUUUUUUAUGAUGCUCUGUGACUGCAGGUGACCAUUAUCCGAUGGUGAACAGGUUUUGUCUGUAGUUUCUUUUGGACAGUUUGCGUCCUGCCAACUAUUUAUUUGGUGUGUAAAAAACAACAAAAAGAAAGCUUUGAACAUUUUAAGAUAAAAUACCACUUAAUUGCAUCAAAGGGGAACAGAGAGAAAUUUGUGACCAGGUAACUUUUGUGUAUGAGUAAAAUAGAACAAUCCCUACAGUCUGCACCAUAAGUACUUGGAUAAUAAGACAUUAAAUUAUUUGUACUUAAAUAUAUUUAAUUUAAAAUAAAACUAUGGUGACCACAGUGAAGUGGCUGAGCAUGCUUUGAUUUGGAUAUUUUUACUCCACUAUAGAAAUAAUCUGAGAUAAAGCUCUUUCAAACAUACAGUGCCCAAUGUUUGCAGGUUCUGAUGUUAUUGGAUGUGCAUGCAGCAGAAAAAAGUCUCUGUAUUAAGUAUUUUUGUAUAACUCCUUCCACUUAGUGCUAUCCUAAAUUUUGGACUCUUACACAUCGGCACCUGCUUUCCCACAUUAUUCCUGCAGCCACCAGUUCAGUUCUUUGUUGAUUCUUUGCUUGAUGACUGGUCCCCAUCAGGUUGACAGCAGCUAAGUAGGACUGAGACUACUUUAAAAUUUAUUUCUGAAUGUAAGCACAAAGGUUUCAGUAACAGUGAAACCAUCGAUUAAUUACAGUAUAGCAUUUAUUUUGGCAAUCAUAAAUUUCCAAGUGCAAGUAUGUUACAUGUUGUCAGAGGAGAUGCCACACUUUCCUCUUUCCACAAUUUUGAUUGAGGUGGAUUCCUGAUUUAUCGCUCCAGAGAUACUUGUUUCCUAAGUCCUGAACAGCAGUUUGAGUUGGUGUGUUCAGAAAAUGUUUCUUUAGUAUACACAUCAUUUCCUGCGUUUACACAAAUCCUGUGCUGCUUAUUUACAUCCUGCUUUUUAGAAGAUGUACCCAACUGUUGAUUUUGGUAAACUGGCUACCUCAGAUAACCAACCCAGUGAUAUAUUUCUUCAGUUUAGGAUCUCAUGCUAAUCUUUUUCCACUUGCAAACUCAACUCUACUCCUCAUGUUUUAGAAAACUACCUCAAUCUAAAGGGCAACUCUGACUUACUCUUGAGGCCCACGAGUUAACUGUUCAUAAACCAAUAUGGAAACAACACUCAAUUGUUCAAGAAAAAUCUAUUAAGUGUGUGAUUUCUUUUUAACCAUAAACUUUGGGCAUGGUGUGUUAAGUGGGCUACACCUCGAACAGGGUCUGCCCUGUGUGGAAGUAAAUGUGCUCAAAUUAAAGCUGUGAAGUUUUUAUUUCAUAUUCAUUAUUUCACUUUAGUACAAAUUUGAUGACACCGAAAACCAAAAGUAAAGAGUUGUACAAAUAUCUAAAUGCUUGUGGUCUGGGCCAUGCACUCAUUGGACCGAGGCUGUUUGACUGUAUCUAAGCCACUAAGAGAAAUCCUUGAGUCAUUUUUGCACAGCGUGAUACCAAGAAGUUAAAGUGAAGCAGUGUUAGUUGCAGAAAUGUGUUUUACUAAGGUUUAAUGAGCGAAGGAUCAUUUUUCUCCAAGUCUGAGCUAUUUUAAAGUUAAUAUAGCCAUUAUGUGUGUGUGUUUUUGCUUGUCUGUUGUUGUUUUUUUUGUGUUUGUUUUUUUUUUCUUUCUUUCUUUUUCAGCUCAAAUUAACAGACUCAAAAAUUAACACAAAGAAAAGUUACUUCAUCUGGUGCGUGUUCAUUUUGAGGAUGGUUUUGGUGUUACUAAGGAUGACGUGGUGGCCCUUUGAGUUUUCUCCUUGCCUUUUUUCUCUUUUUGUUCAUGGCUGAUACAUAGGGGAAAAAGACAGUUUGAUUCUCCACUGAAAAAAUCUCUUGUGUUGAAAUUUGUGAGUUUUUUUUCCCCUCUUUUAUGGUCUUGUUGCACUUAUAGGGAGUUGACAAGUCAUAUUUGUCCUUUAGGGCCUGAAAGUUGUUUUUACUGCAUUCUUGCUGAGACACUUAAUGUUUUAAACAUUAAUUUCUUAUAGCAGUUCCUUUCAUCUUCGGUAAAUAAUAACCGAGCUGCACAAAUUGCAGUGUAAUGACUUGCUGAAUGGAAAUCAUGUUAUCUGUUGCACUGAGAGACAUUCUGCUCUAAUUUUGGACAUUCUGUUAAAUUAAACAGUAAAUCCUCUGAGCAGUGAGAAAAAGAAAGACAACAGUGAAUGUUUAGGGAUGAUUUUUUUAAAUUUAUUUUAUGUUAACAAAGAAUGUUACUCUUUGUCAGCUGCAAUAUUUUUUCCUGUUCUUUGUUUGUUUCAUUGUUAUGUUCACUGUACUAUUAUGAACAGUAUUUAUUUGCUAUCAUUCUUCUGUUUAAUUUUUAUUCAUAAAGGAAAAAAACUGUUACUUCAAUGAAAUCAUUGUCAAUUUUACCAGGCACAUCUACAAUUUUGUUUAAAAUCUGGCAUAACUUUUCAGUUCAUGUUACACACAUUGAUUACAGAUUUGCAAAAAACAAACAGAAAACGACAAGAAGAGUUCUCUUUUAUUGCCAACUUCUCUGAAUGAGUGAGACUUUAUUUUAAAGAUGUACCAGAAAUGAAUGAGAAAAACAACAACUUUUGCAGUUCCAUUCUCUAUGCACAGGCCCGGUUCGGUCAGUAUAGUCCAGAUGAUUCCUGCUUGUUUUUUGAUCUUUUAAACGCUACACAUGAGUCCAGUAAAUUAGGCCUUUCUAAAUGUCAGUACUUUUUUUCAUUUGUGUGAUCCGAAACUUAUUAAAUUAUUAUAACAAUUCAUGUUGACCAACAAAUUAAAACAAAUGUUAAAUUGGUUUUCAGACAUUUAAUACCAUCCAUGUGUGCUUAUUUAGUGAGUUAAGACUUAAUCUGGUUUCUGUUGAGCUUAAAGUAAAAGAAAGAAUGGAAAUGUAACAGAUAUUAUUCACUUUAUUAAUCCCAGUGGGAAAUUGCAAUAAAAUAAAAUUAAAAGUUUAUCUACAAGAAUUAAGAUCACAAGUCUUAAGAAGAUAAAUUAGCUUUAGGGUGGACCAAGGCCCAAAUAGCAAAAUCAUAGCAAGAAAGAGAAAAUCAAUCCGAAACAAAGUGAAAGAAAAUCCAGUAAUUUUCCCCCUAGACUAACAAAACAGGAGAAAAAUUAAUAAAAAAAGAGUUGGAGCCCACCUCUAUAAACUCUUAGUCAUCAAUGAUUCAAUUGUAUGUCAUGUUGCAAACUGUGUGCAGGUAGUUGGGAGGAGGAAAUGCACAAAUCAGUGAUCAUCUCAGGUCUGAGAGCUCCACAAACCAAUCUGCUGUGAGCUGCUGAUUAUUGGUCUAUCACAGCGUGGCACCUACACAGUAAAAUUUGCAUAUAGUAGUUAAGUAAUCUCAAACUACAGCAGACACAACAGUACCACACAAAACUAAAACAUUAUGUUUAUAUCAGGUUUUCAGUAACAUUGCUAAUAGUUUUAUAUUGUUGGGUUGUUUACUAUGAUGAUUGAAAGGAAAAUUGGUUCAGACUGUCAUCAGAGGAUGAAUGCAAAAAUUUAUCUUGGUACGCUUUGUCUUGAACUUUUGUUGGCCACCCCUGCCAUAACAUCUAUGUUCAUAUCUAGUUUAAUUUUUUGUUGAAAAUGUUGAAGAUUUGUUCAUUCAGACACAUUUUAGAACCGAAAACUUUAUUAAAAGUAUAUGCUAUAUUGAGA
Messenger RNA from Melanotaenia boesemani (Boeseman's rainbowfish), 7017 nucleotides. RefSeq names its product cullin-5-like. The transcript has 19 exons. Lineage: Eukaryota; Metazoa; Chordata; Actinopteri; Atheriniformes; Melanotaeniidae. Gene Ontology annotation, biological process: protein ubiquitination; SCF-dependent proteasomal ubiquitin-dependent protein catabolic process. Bases 153 to 2432 code for a protein of 759 amino acids. The record is from RefSeq and is a predicted model, not a curated record. Gene Ontology annotation, cellular component: SCF ubiquitin ligase complex; Cul5-RING ubiquitin ligase complex. Gene Ontology annotation, molecular function: ubiquitin protein ligase binding.